GAAUCCAUUCUUCACACACGAUAUAUAAGCUGCCGCUUCUCGGUCAGUGACCAGUUUGAGAGAAUCCUCGGUGAUAUCAGUACGUGGGCUUUCUUUCACUGGCAGGUACAGUAUUUCAACGCCUAAACCGCUUCAUCGGGACAGCUACCAAAUCGAACUCCAAGAUGCAUCUUACGUGCACGGUGGUGAAGGUGGUGAUGGUGGUCGGGAUGUUGAUGGUGAUGACACCAAACUCUGACGCAUUGAGUGGAAAAACACCUCCCGGUCCGGGGCUGUUGGGGAGCUUUACGCAGUUGAAAAGGGUAGUGAGCGAUUUCUUUAGAUCGAGAUCGGCGGCUGAGAUGAUCAGCGAAAAGGAAGGCGGACUCUACCAGUUAAACCUCGGUUUAUCAAAGAUCUGCUUCAUCAACUCCAGGGGAUUCAGGGAUGAAGCGUUUUUGGAGAAGUAUCACCUCUUCUCCGAUCGUGGGGUCGAGUCAAACAAGAAGCAGCUACCAGAAGAGCUCAUGCAGUGGCGAGGUACUAUACGAGACAACGGCGCUGCUUCGGAGGAGGCACGAGCCUUUGUCAACAGUACCCUCAAGGAAACGUCGUACCUGAGAACCACCGUCGAAACUCAAAUCGAAGAAGCCAUCGCCUUCUUCGACGAUGAAUUGACGGGGGCAAUUCCCAGCGAUUUAGUCGUCCCUAAAAUGAUCUUCAGGGAGCACGUACUGGACGUGAUGACCCGUAUAGCGUUCGAUACAGCCGGUCAUAGAAAUACAAUCAGCGGCCAGUGGCAGUUCCAGAAAUUCUUUGAGGACGUCGAUGCUCUCAGUAACAGUGUCUUGUUUCAGCCAGGGUUUAUAUCUACUGUCCUGCCAAACACUAAAGUAGAUGACUACGAAACCAACCUGGUAGGUGUGGCCAAAUACCUCAAAGAACGAGCGGAAGAGGCCAUCUACACGAACCGUGAAACCAGCCUCGUGCAACGUUACAGCGAUUUCUUUUUGAAGCGUGAGUCGUCCAUUGCCCAACCAGAGGACGGAUGGCGACUUAUGUAUGACUUCUUUACGGCCGGUGUCAACACCGUACCCGAGGUCAUAACAUGGGACAUCUACUACCUGGCAAGUGACCUGGACCUCCAAGACAAGAUUCGCCAGGAGAUGAAGAACUUUGGCACCGACGUUACGUACGACGAUCGCACGAGUCUUCCACGGACGAUGUCCUUCCUGACCGAGGUCCAUCGCCUUCGCCCAGUUGCUACCUUGGGAAUACCCCAUGCGGCGUCCGCAGACGGCACGAUCGGUGGUUAUGCCAUCGACAAGGAAACUCUCAUCAUUCCAAACCACUGGGCCAUGCACAACGACCCUGCCGAUUGGCAAUCUGAUCCACAGGUCUUUGACGCUACGAGAUUCUUGAAACUCAACGGCAAUGACCUGACCUUUGACUCGGACAAAGCCCGUAUCGUCACCCCAUUUUCUGUCGGUCCAAGAUCCUGUCCCGGCCAGGAAGUUGCCGCAGGACCAUCUUUCUGA
Strongylocentrotus purpuratus (purple sea urchin) is the source of this 1517-nucleotide messenger RNA. RefSeq names its product steroid 17-alpha-hydroxylase/17,20 lyase-like. Gene Ontology annotation, molecular function: heme binding; iron ion binding; monooxygenase activity. Lineage: Eukaryota; Metazoa; Echinodermata; Echinoidea; Camarodonta; Strongylocentrotidae. The transcript is spliced from 7 exons. The coding region runs from base 165 to 1517 and encodes 450 amino acids. The record is from RefSeq and is a predicted model, not a curated record.